GACAUCGUUAAUGUAUGCMAGUUUGCUUGGCCAUGAAAAAAGUGUUGAUCUCUUGCUAAAGAGAGGAGCCAACUCAAAACUGCAAGACAAUAAUGGACAUACAGGAACACCACUGAAAAAAUCCAAAGUUAGUUCUGUGUAUGACUGUCUCAGUGCUUGCUCUUCCAACGCACCAUGUGUUUCUAUCAAUGUGAACACAACAAGAGUUGGCGAAGGUCUGUUUGAAUGUGUGCUGUUGGAUUUUGACAAGUACCAAAAUGAAGGAAACUUUUCCGCAGUGAAGGGAAUCGAUCAUUAUACAUUACCGUCAAAGUGCGAGGAAAAACCCUGCAAACAUAAUGGCAAGUGCAUUCCGGUAUUUGUCACCAUGGAAACCUACCAGUGCAAAUGCGUUCCAGGAACCACGGGAAAAAACUGUGAAAUAGAAGAUUUCAGCAGCUGUGCUCAGCGAUAUGCCGCUGGCCAGAAGGACAGUGAUGUCUAUGAAAUCAAGUCUCCUGACAGUACAAGACUUAAAGUGUACUGUAACUAUGACAACUCAACAGGUUGGACAAUGGUAUUUAAGUCUGUCAGUGGAGUUGCGCAAUCGCCGGGGCCAUCCGAGCUGUGGAAUUCAACUUCCUUGCUUGAAAUACCAUCAGCUUUGUCCUUCCUGAACGGCCGAGCUCAUUAUAAAAACCGACUAGUGGAGCAGUGGGAAGCUUUCAAACCAAACAAGAUUCGACUGUCCAUAUACAAGAAUUCAAAAGAAGUUGUGAAAGUGGUUUUCAACGGCACAGAAUCAAACAAAACGAACUGGUUUAACGAUAGUCGUGUGCUUUCAAGUCCAUGGACAGAUCUAAUUUUGUCUUCAGUACCGAAAAACGUCUUCUCUAUUCCCGGUGACAGACCUAGUUAUAUCCGCAGUUUCAUGAUGAAUAGUGGCUACGGUGGUUGCGAGAACGACAAUGGAUGGAUAGUGAUGGUUGAAAAGAAAGGAGGUUGUGACUGGGAGAAUUUGGCUGAAUUUGCGAUGGUCUACUCUCUCUUAUCUACACGUGCAACUUACCAUGUAACAGCGGAAGACUAUGCCAGGAUCAUAGGAUACAAAAACAUCAUCGACUUAAUACGGAACGCUCCCACAGUAGCUACGUGGGACGCAGGUGAAGGCAAUGAYGAUGAUGAUGAYGAAAAAGAAGAAGCUGAAAUACCAAAUGGGGAAUUAGUGUCCGUGUUUAAGCUUCAUGRGGAUUCUGACGAUGAAUUGAUACCUUCUUCCAAGUGCAGCACAUCACCUACACAUACAAGUCCUGUGAAUGGAGAACGGUCAUCGCUAGCUCAGGAUUCGUUUUCUUCAAAAGAUUCUUCAUUCAUGAUGCAAAGAGAUUUAUCAAACGAYAUCAAGGAGCUCGAAGAGGAAAAUGAGAUGCUGAAUCAAGAACUUUCCAAAUUAAGAAUUCAACACCAAAAAACAAUAGAAAGAUUACGCAUUGCUGAAGAAGAGUUGAGCGGACUUAAGAAGAAUCCUGUGUCGUCAAAUGUAAUUCACGUUAACGGAUUAAUAGAAAACGAUGAUGAUAUGGAGAUAAAAGACAGACGAAUUGAGGAAUUACAAAAUCAAGUGUCAAAACUUCAAGCAGAACUCAUCAAUGAGACCAAAGCAAAGCAAACUGUCGAGAAAGAAGCAGAAUCGCUGAGUAUUCAACUUGCCUCYUAUCAGGUAUUAGACUUACAUUAAAAUGAUUGUAAGAAUAUAAGCGCUAUUAAAAAAACGUAAUGAAUCAGAGUGAAUACUGUUAUACUGCAUAGCRUAUUCCAAGGCCGAAAUGCAUUGUUGCUGUUGGAUUCCACCUGAUUCACAGAACAAAGGAAAAUUGCUUUCCAUCRAAAGUACAAAGCUGGCAUAGUCACUAUAUAAGAUUAAAAUCGCCUUUUGGAGCGAUAAUGCAACGACCCGCAAUGCCUUUCGUUGUUGGAAUGCUAUACCUUCAGCACUCAAUGUUGUUUUAUAAAGAUAACGAAUUCUCAAGUAUAUUUUGUUUUAGCUGCAAAGCGAUAAAGAUGAUAUCAGUACAGAUGAACAAGACGACUUAGACCUCCCCGGAUUUGAUGGGAUUGAUAGCUCGAAAACCAAASCGUCGAAUAAAGAAGACUUUACCGAGAAUAAGUCAAUAAGUGAUGAAAUCAUUAAACU
This is a messenger RNA of Exaiptasia diaphana, 2173 nucleotides long. RefSeq lists its product as uncharacterized. Gene Ontology annotation, molecular function: protein binding. Lineage: Eukaryota; Metazoa; Cnidaria; Anthozoa; Actiniaria; Aiptasiidae. The record is from RefSeq and is a predicted model, not a curated record.